AUGCUGAUUGCGUCUGCGUAUCGUCUAGGAGAAGCCUCUGUUGGCACGGUGUUGGCUGCUCUCACUCCCGCAAACCCCAAGCAUGAAACCACGAUGGAUAUCAACGAGUUCCACAACAUUUACGCUCAUUCGCACGAGGGUUUGCUUCGCACUACUGCAAAGCGACUAGGUACCAAGUUGGUUGGUGACAUGCAUGCUUGUUCAGGGUGUUCGAUGUCAAAGGCUAUUCGAAAAGGGAUCGUUAGAGAAACUAAACGUAGAUCGGAUAAAAAGUUGGGCAGAGUUUUUGCUGACCUGGGAGGGAGGAAGGACAUUGCGUCCGUAGGGGGUAAACAUUACCCCAUAAUUGUGAAGGAUGAUUUCACGAGACAUACAUGGAUGUAUUUCCUGAGAAAUAAAUCAGACGCCGGCAGUGCAUUCCGGACUUUUCUUGCGAGUGUGCGUGCUAAUGGUGUCCCGUCAUUCGUUGAGAUUGUUAGAUCUGACAACGGAGGGAAGUUUUUCGGGGGGGAUUUUGCAUCUGUGUGCAAUGAGCUCUUGAUCAAACAAGAGUUCACACCGGCUUAUAGUCCGCAAUAUAAUGGUGUUGCAGAGCGUGGGCUGGGAUUGAUAGAAGAGGCCGCGAUGGCGGCUCGUAUUCAGGCUAAAGUUCUUUUUGGGCAUGUGCAGUUACCUAAGACUGAUAAACUCUGGGCUGAGGCUAUGCACUGGGCUUGCGAAGCGAUGAAUCACACUGCGUGCUCUGCUAACCCCGACUCUAUGUCGCCGUAUGAAAUGUGGUAUGGUGAACCUCGUCCCGCUAGACCGUAUCCGUUUUCGAAGCCAGCGUACUGCAGGUGGCAGCGACCUUCAAAGCUGCUGCCGAAGGGUGAGAGUUGCUUUUAUGUCGGUCCUUCGAGAGACCACCCGCGUGAUUGUCAUAGAGUACAUCCGAGGGCUGGGACUAUACAGGAAACGAGAAAUUGUGACGUGGGAGGUGUUGCAGUCACAGCUCCCUCCGCUGCAACCUUCUCUGCCAAUAGAGGUCGCAGAGGAGGGAGGGGAGGAUAG
Messenger RNA from Ectocarpus sp. CCAP 1310/34, 1050 nucleotides. The record is from the annotation of a GenBank genome assembly. Lineage: Eukaryota; Phaeophyceae; Ectocarpales; Ectocarpaceae.